Eublepharis macularius is the source of this 2395-nucleotide messenger RNA. Its product is annotated as regulator of G-protein signaling 1-like. The record is from RefSeq and is a predicted model, not a curated record. The transcript has 6 exons. Lineage: Eukaryota; Metazoa; Chordata; Lepidosauria; Squamata; Eublepharidae. Bases 1 to 786 code for a protein of 261 amino acids.
AUGGAUGGAGCAAUGGAUGGAGCGGUUGAUCGAUGGAGCGAUGGGUGGAGCUUUCCAGAAAUAGCAGCCAUUUUUCAAGAGCCCCCAAACUGUUUGCAGAAACAGCGGCUGAAAUACUUUACCAACCAUCCAUUCCAUCCUUACUGUAAGGGUUACAAGUCGACAGCUCUACAAGAGAAAGCAAAAAUGCCUUGGAUGUUCUUGUGGCACACAAGUUCAACUGAAAUGGAAAACGAUGACCAUGAGGUUGCAGAAAACAAGGAUAAUAAGAAGAAGACCAAGACCUUGGGCAUAGACCUGAAAAACUUGUUGAUGUCUGUCGUGCCCCACAUAGAACCAGCUGUCAUCAAAUAUCCCAAUUCUAAAUAUGAAAUGCUUUCUGCAGAAGAAGUUAUACAGUGGUCCCAGUCUCUAGCAAAGCUUCUGUCAACCCAGUGUGGUCAAGAUGUUUUUAGAGAAUUUCUGAAAUCAGAAUUCAGUGAUGAAAACAUUGAUUUUUGGCUGGCUUGUGAAGACUACAAGAAAACCCAAUCUGAUCACUUACAUGACAAGGCAGAGAAGAUUUACAAAGAGUUUGUCCAGUCAGAUGCUGUUAAGCAAAUCAACAUUGACUUUCAUACAAGAAAAGCUACAGCUCAAAAGGCACAGGAUCCAACACCCUCUAGCUUUGAUGAGGCUCAGAAAAUCGUAUAUGUACUUAUGGAGAAGGACUCUUACCCUCGAUUCCUCAAAUCCAGAUUCUACCUUCAUCUGUUAAACAAGGCUCAAUGCAACAGUCUCAAGUGAAAAGAUGGCUCCACAUUUUCUCAGGUGUAAAUCUGAAGUAUGACUAGGCUGGAAAGUCAGGAUUGGAAAACAGGAAAAGGGGAACUGCAUGGAACAAGGACUGGCCUGUGACAGGCAAAAGAAGAAGAGUGUGAACGAAGAGAUUAUAUUGCCUUGACAGCAAUGAACUAAGGAUCACGUCUCACGUUAUCAUUUUCUUUCCCAGGAGCAGUCCUGCAAGUGAAGUCUCAUUUGUUUUGCAAAUACUGUCAUAUGGAAAGAAUGUGCAACCAUGUUUAUUCAUGAUAUUGUUAGGGGCUCGUUCACAUGUAUAUAUACAUCUCAUGGUUCCUCAUCCUUUGAUUAUAUAUAGCUGACAUUCUACGGAAAAGCACUAAAUCAGAUGUGUUGCAAGCUGAUGAGAAAGUUAGAUCCAUGAUGGCUCCGUUCACACAUGUAAAUAGACUUUUGAUGUGGCAUGCAGUUGUCACAGGAUGAACUACAUGCAUCAACCACCUCUUAUUUUUCUCCCACCACCCAGCUGAGUGGUGAUGGGAAGGGUCCACUGGAUACGAGUUGUAUGGACCUGCUUCAUAUAUAUUCAUAAGGACCAUUGCUUAUUUAAAGAUUAUGCACCAAGUGAGUUUCAGUAAGGUGUAACAGUACUGGAAGACGUAUAUUAGGGUUGUCAACUUUCAGGUAAGCCAGGACAGAAAUAAGGGGGGGAAAUCCAACCUAAUGUGAUCUCCCAGAAUUAUAACUCAUCUCCAGACUACAAAGAUCAGUUUCCCUGGAGAAAAUGAGUGCUUUGGCUCUAUGGCAUUACACUCCACUGAGGUCCCUCCCCUCCCUGAAACCCUGUCCUCCCCAGGCUCUACCUCCAAAUAUCCAGGAAUUUCCCAGCCCAGAGCUAGCAACUCUAGUAUAUACAGAUCCACCCCCUAACAAUGGGCUGGUGUUAGCAUUCUAUUCUAGGCCUGAGGCAUGACUGGCCUUCUCUUGUACACUGGGUUCUUAACUUGAAGGUAUUUUAAUUGCCAAAAGUGCACAUGGCCAAGGUUCUUCCUGCUUGAAGAUGAAUGAUGUGUCACUAGCUGAUGAUGUUUGGUCAGCCAUCUGCUCUACCAUCAGGACUCUGAUCCUGCUUCAAACCCCUUGAGGCAGGGCAUAGAGUUGACUUAUUUCCAACUAGUCCAAUGUCUUCUCAAAAACCAAAGAGGAAGCACAAGCUGGCUUAUCUAAACCUUUAAUCUGUCUUGCUUCUCAGGGAAGUUGGUCUCCUGGGAAGCAGAUCAGACACAAGAAUCCUAUAGAGUUGGUGGAUCAAUUCUGUGCUCUGCAAGUCAGGCUUUCACAAUAACUUCUCUGGAAAUGGAGAAAUGGGAGAGACACCAAAGUUGUUGGGUGGAGUUCGAUCCACAAUGAGGAGUAAAGUGAUCGUUCAGACUGCUGUUGCUGACAUACAAUAUGUAAAGAGAUGUAUCACUUUCUGAUCUUUAAUAAAUACAUUGUUUGUUUCUAUAGUUUAGAUUGGGAUACCAUUUCAUGUAGAUAUAAGCUAGGCCAUAAAUAAGUUUAAUUUUUGGCCCCAAUAUGUAGCUUAUUAAUAUUUAAUUUAUUGUAACUUGCA